Dipodomys spectabilis (banner-tailed kangaroo rat) is the source of this 883-nucleotide messenger RNA. Its product is annotated as neutrophil elastase-like. Gene Ontology annotation, biological process: proteolysis; acute inflammatory response to antigenic stimulus. Lineage: Eukaryota; Metazoa; Chordata; Mammalia; Rodentia; Heteromyidae. Gene Ontology annotation, molecular function: serine-type endopeptidase activity. Bases 14 to 817 code for a protein of 267 amino acids. The record is from RefSeq and is a predicted model, not a curated record. The transcript has 5 exons.
GCCCGGGACCGCCAUGACCUCCGUCUCCCCGCCCUCCGGCCCUGCUCUCAUGGCUGCGCUGCUGGCCUUGCUAUUAAGCGGCCCCGCACUGGCCUCUGAGAUUGUGGGUGGCCGGCCGGCCAGGCCCCACGCAUGGCCCUUCAUGGUGUCCCUGCAGCAGCGCGGGGGCCACUUCUGCGGGGGGACCCUGAUCGCCCCCAACUUCGUCUUGUCUGCGGCACACUGCGUGAAUGGCAGGAAUGCCCAGUUGGUGUCUGCCGUGCUGGGCGCUCACAACCUGCGGCAGGCAGAGCGCGCCACCCGGCAGACGUUCAGGGUGCAGCGUGUGUUCGAGAACGGCUACGACCCCACUCGCCUGCUGAACGACAUCGUGGUUCUCCAGCUCACUGGCUCGGCUACCAUCAAUGCCAAUGUGCAGGUGGCGAGGCUGCCAGCUCAGGGCCAAGGUGUGGGCAAUGGGACGCAGUGCCUGGCCAUGGGCUGGGGCAGGCUGGGCACCAACCAGCCAGUGCCCAGUGUCCUGCAGGAACUCAACGUGACCGUGGUGACGUCUCAGUGCCGACGCGGUGUAAAUGUGUGCACAAUUGUUCCACGCCGACGGGCCGGCAUCUGCUUUGGGGACUCCGGCGGGCCCCUGGUCUGCAACGGGCUGAUCCAAGGCAUCGACUCCUUCAUCCGGGGCAGUUGCGGCUCUGGCAUCUACCCCGAUGCCUUCGCGCCAGUGGCAGAGUUUGCCAACUGGAUUAACUCCAUUAUUCGACGCCAGGACAACCACCCCGUUCCCCACCUCAGAGACCCAGCAAGCAGGAUCAACUAGGGCAGACCGCCCUGGCCAAUCCACCUCAGCUAUCUAAGAGGCUCUUUUCUGUGCUGAACAAUAAAA